UCCACAUGAUCUUAUUUUCUGUUUAUACCGGACUCCGGAAAUAUUUUCUCUAAUAGCGAUAACAGAAGAGUAAAGUAGAGGAGUUGGUAUGGAGAAAUUGGUUUAGUGAUUCAGAAACGUGUGCGGUUCCUGAGCCAAGGUGCUGAAUGUCAGAGAGACCAUGCAGCCUCUGCGAGAUGCCGAGCUCGGGGCUUUCACCUUCUUUGCCUCUCCUCUUCCUCAUGAUGUGUGUGGCAGCAACGGUCUCCCCCUGACCCCAAACUCCAUCAAGAUCCUGGGUCGCUUCCAGAUCCUUAAAACCAUCACGCACCCCAGGCUGUGUCAGUACAUCGACAUCUCUCGAGGAAAACAUGAAAGACUUGUUGUUGUAGCUGAACACUAUGAACGCAGCCUCACGGACCUUCUCAAACAAGACAAACCCAUCAGUUCAGAGCAGGUGCUGCAGAUUGCCUAUGAAGUGUUGGAGGGACUGGCAUUUAUUAACAGACACGGCCUGGUUCAUCGAGCCCUCAGCCCUCAUAAUGUGCUCCUGGACUGUGAGGGUAAAGUAAAACUGGCCAAGUUUGGUUUUUAUUACAUGACGGAUCAUGGAGCAGAUGUGGACUUCCCUAUCGGGUAUCCAUCUUACCUCGCUCCUGAGGUUAUCGCCCAGGGCAUGUUCCAAUCCACUGAUCCCUCACUCAGUGAGAUCCCUCUACCCUCGGGCCCCAAGACUGACGUGUGGUCUCUGGGGAUGCUCCUGUUUGAGCUCUGUGCUGGAAGGCAGGUUUUACAGAACAUUGAAAUUAGCGAGAGAUUAAAGUUCAUCAUCACUUUAGGCUGCAUGGAUGACAUAGUGACGGUGCUUGCUGAGGAGCACGGAUGCCUGGACGUCAUUAAGGAGCUUCCUGACAAUGUGCUGCUGUUAUUGAGGAAAUGCCUGACUUUUCUGCCUUCGAAACGAGCGACUCCAGCUGAGCUCCUGGAAGAUGCCGUGUUUGAGAGAAUUUCCUGCCUCUACACUCGAUAUGCCAGUCCCGUUAAUCUGUUCUCCUCCUCACUGCGCUGUGUUCACCUUCAGCUGCCUGAGGACAUCAACGAACUCUGCAAAGUGGAUGAAGAGGACUACCUGACUGAGAGAUCUGUGGAUGAAGUGUAUCACCUGUGGUGUUUGGCAGGAGGAGAUUUAGAGAAGGAGCUCACAAACAAAGGCAUCAUCCAGUCCAAACCUCCAGUCUGCACCCUGCCCAAUUUUAUUGUAGAAGAUGGAGAGACAUUUGGCCAGGGCAGAGACCGAAGUUUCCUGCUGGAUGACACCACUGUGACACUCUCGCUGGGUCAGCUCAAAAAUAGGCUGAAGGAUGUAGCAGGAGAGGCGUAUUACCCACUGCUGGAGGACGAACAGACCUGUCUGCCUCAGUCCAUCAGCAGUAACGAGCUCUCAGCCGCCGUCAGCCUUCCUCUCAUUAUCCGAGAGAGAGACACCGAGUACCAGCUUACACGCAUCGUCCUGUUCGACAGACUCCUCAAGGCGUAUCCAUACAAAAAGAACCAGGUGUGGAAGGAAGCCAGGGUGGAUAUUCCUCCUCUUCUCCGAGGACUGGCCUGGGCUGCUUUACUGGGAGUCGAGGGGGACAUCCAGGCAAAGUAUGAAUCCAUCGAUAAGGACACGCCCAUCCCCACAGACCGACAGAUCGAAGUGGACAUCCCACGCUGUCAUCAGUACGACGAGCUGCUCUCCUCGCCCCAGGGUCACAUCAAGUUCCGGAGAGUUCUGAAGGCCUGGGUUGUGUCACAUCCUGACCUCGUGUACUGGCAGGGUUUGGAUUCACUUUGUGCCCCGUUUCUGUACCUGAACUUCAACAACGAGGCACUCGCAUAUGCCUGCAUGUCCGCCUUCAUCCCCAAAUAUCUCUACAACUUCUUUCUGAAGGACAACUCGCACGUCAUACAGGAGUACCUGACUGUUUUCUCUCAGAUGAUAGCCUUCCACGACCCUGAACUCAGCAACCACCUCAACGAGAUCGGAUUCAUACCAGACCUGUAUGCGAUUCCAUGGUUCCUGACAAUGUUCACUCAUGUCUUUCCCCUGCAUAAGAUCUUCCACCUGUGGGACACGCUGCUGUUGGGCAACUCCUCGUUCCCGUUCUGUAUCGGAGUGGCCAUCCUGCAGCAAUUGCGCGAUCGGCUCCUGGCCAACGGCUUCAACGAGUGCAUCCUGCUCUUCUCUGACCUGCCCGAGAUUGAUAUUGAACGCUGUGUCCGUGAAUCCAUCAUCCUGUUCUGCUGGACUCCCAAGAGCGCCACAUAUCGGCAGCACGCCCAGCCAUCUAAACCCACCAGUGAUGGUAAUGGCUUUGUGAAGACUAUGGCCUUCUAUUCAUCAGAGUAUCAAGACCUACCAAACACAGACCUGACCCGUGAGCCCCUGAAACUCUCCGAGCUCAAGGCUGAAGUGUCUCCACGGAUCUCAGCUGAGGAUCUGAUCGAUCUGUGUGAGCUGACUGGCCCGGCUCACUUUAAAACUCCUGUAAAGAGACCCAAGGCGGUCAAAACCAAGAUCGUGGCAGUAGACAUCCGGAGCAGCGAGGACUUCAGCCGUGGUCACAUCCCAGGCAGCAUUAAUGUUCCGUACAGCUCGGUGUUCGGGCCGGACGGAGAGCUGCUGCAGUGCCCCAGUACCAGCACACUGGCCAGCUACAAGAGCCGAGUCGUCGUCAUCCUCAGCAACAUCACCAAGAACGCAGUCACGUUUGCGGCUCACUUGGUGAAGGUGAAUUUCCCUCGUGUGUGUGUCCUGGAUGGCGGCAUCAACAAGAUGAAGCCCACCGGCCUUUUAACUGUGCCGUCUCCACAGAUCUAAGCUCUCCUCUGUUUCUGUGUGUGUGUGUGUGAGUGUGUGCGUGCAUGCAUGCGUAUCAAUCAAAAAAAAAGCAUUUUUGGUACCAUGUCUUGAAUAUGGCAUGUGGAACAAAUCUUGGGUUUGAGCUAAAAUGUCGCUGUUGAUGUCUAAAUCGUCAUUAACUCGAAGGGCAUUUCACUGUAAAAAAUAAAUAAAUAAAAUGCUGUAAAUUUUCAGUAAUUUACUGGCCACCUGAGUUGCCUGUCAAGUGCUGUAAAAUGUACCGUAAACACCAGUCAAACAUGUUUACACUAAUGUACUGUAAUAUCUUACAUAGUAUAAAGUAACACACAAUCCAGUACAUUUUCUCAAUGCAGGGUUCAACCGAGCUGUAGAGUCUUGCUCUAGGACCAGAUUGGUGGUGCUGGGAUUUGAACACACAACCUUCUGAUUUGCAACUCAAACCUUUACCCACUGCGCCAUCACAACUAGCUCGCUUAACACACAGUCAGUACGUUUACAUGGACAACAAUAAUCCGAUAUUAACCCGAUUAAGACGAUACUCUGAUUACGAAACUAGCAUGUAAACAGCGAUUAUUGAUGACCUUAAUCCGAUUAAAGUCAUACUCGAAGUAAACACAAAUGGAAUUAAGAUGCGUGGAGUAUUCCUGUUUUAGUUGCAUUAUCGACGUGUAUUACAGACAUGUACACGCCUUAAUCACACUAUUAACGUCGUGUGGGAGUUUUCACCGCAUUGUGAGACAGGACACGUACACACACGGCAGCGCUCAACCGUUUAACGGCAAACAAGAGAGCACGGCUGCGUCCCAAACCGCGUACUUGCCUACUAUAUAGUAGGCGAAAUACAUGUAUUUCAGCUAUUACAUAGUAGGUAAGUACACGGUUUGGGACGCAGCCCACGGCUUCAAGCAGUCGUCUAUUUGCACGUAUAGCAUGACAAAUAAUUAACGGCACUUGAAGUGUUCGUAAAAUGAAAAAUAAAAGCACCCAAAACUGUAUACGGUACCAUAACGAAGACGAACUGUAUUGCGAUACGUGAAAUUCUGGAGGGAAUGUCGGAUGGCGUGGCGCGGUGACGUAAUGACGUGUGCUGUUAAUCGAACUAUUAUCUAUAACAUGUGAAACGGGUACAUGAAAGAAAUAUUCUAAAAGCAACUCAUGUAAACACCUUAAUCAGAAUAUUAUCUUAUUCAGAAUAAGAUUACUGCUGUCUGUGUAUACGUAGUCAGUUAUUCACCCACUUCUACUUCUAAAUGAGCUUCAUUAAAAAGUUGCAUUGAAUCAAUUUGAGCUAGUUGUAGUGGCUCAGAAGUUAAGGCUUUGAGUUGCAGUUCAGAAGCUUGUGCGUUGCUCAGUUAUAUCCUACAACAGCCAAGUGAGCUAAUGUACUGGAUUGUGUGUUACUUUAUACCCCAUGUAAGACAUGACAGUACUUUACUGUACAGUAAAUAUGUUUUACAGUUGUUUUCUGUACAUUUUACAGUCCAUUUUUACAUUACUGUAAAAUCUACAGUAAAUUGAUUACAGUGUUCAUCAUCUCGUCAUCUAACAUUUAUUGUAAUAAAGAAUGAAUUAAAACUUC
Messenger RNA from Ictalurus furcatus (blue catfish), 4424 nucleotides. It is a transcript of the gene tbck, whose product is annotated as TBC1 domain containing kinase. The record is from RefSeq and is a predicted model, not a curated record. The coding region runs from base 161 to 2842 and encodes 893 amino acids. The transcript has 26 exons. Gene Ontology annotation, molecular function: ATP binding; GTPase activator activity; protein kinase activity. Gene Ontology annotation, biological process: protein phosphorylation; activation of GTPase activity. Lineage: Eukaryota; Metazoa; Chordata; Actinopteri; Siluriformes; Ictaluridae.